AUGACCAGUCGACCUGUCAGCUCCAAGACCGGAUAUAAUCAUCAAGCCUAUUUUCGAUGGACACUUCAUGUCGAUUGUGCUUUCACGGCAGUCCAGUCUCAAGACGGUGUCCAUGAGAUGGUGGUAGCAUCUGGGAUGACGGCUCCGGAUAGCAUAGCUGAGAGGUAUCGUGCUCGAGCUUCUUCAUUUUCGUUUGUCAUGACCGUUCAAGCAGCCGGAAAAAUGGGACCGCUUGCAUACCACAGCACGACAUUCCAGUCUAGUCUCGAGGACGUUGAGUAUGUCGUGUCAGCUGACAGCGACAAGAUGCGUGGGAGUGGGCGCAUCGGUGUGAACAGUACCCAACAGGACAUCGACAGAAGCGGUCGACAAUAUAUAAUAAGAAAAAGAAAAGCCUCUAAAGCAGAUAUGAUUUGUCGUUGGUAG
Messenger RNA from Rasamsonia emersonii CBS 393.64, 426 nucleotides. RefSeq lists its product as uncharacterized. NCBI's taxonomy places the organism in Eukaryota, Fungi, Ascomycota, Eurotiomycetes, Eurotiales, Trichocomaceae. The coding region runs from base 1 to 426 and encodes 141 amino acids. The transcript is spliced from 3 exons. The record is from RefSeq and is a predicted model, not a curated record.